Molecule: messenger RNA, 9174 nt
Organism: Lytechinus pictus (painted urchin)
Lineage: Eukaryota; Metazoa; Echinodermata; Echinoidea; Temnopleuroida; Toxopneustidae
Product: axotactin-like
Exons: 30
Coding region: 8-4615 (1535 amino acids)
Molecular function (GO): calcium ion binding
Source: RefSeq, a predicted model, not a curated record
UCCUUCCAUGGAUAUAUCCAGUAUGCCACGAAGCUAUGACAGGUUGAUGGGGUGCAUUGAAAACGUCCGAUUCAGCUGGACCUCGAGCUCCAAUCCUGCUCCUGCCAUGCCUAUCCAAGGUACUACUAGUCCUCCUGGCACCACUGUUGGUGCUGCUGCCACCACUGUUGGUGCCGCUGCCACCAACCCCUCUGCUUCCAACACUGCCACCGCCAACGCCACCUCGCCCAACACACCACCACCAAGCUCAGGCGAUGCUACCAGUGAGAAUCCAACAGCCUCAGGGACUAAUGAGACAAGUGGGUCACUACCAACAGAAGCUGCUGCUACGGGAACAGAAAUAAGUGGAUCCACCGCUGGAAGUGGCGUUGAAGCAACUCCAACGGAAGCAGGAAACGAGGUGCCCAUAGGUUACAGAGUGCGAGUGGAGGAUGGGUGCAUCAAUGGCUGUGAUACAGCUAAUCCCUGUGAACAUGGUGAAUGUAUCAAUCACUACUCAACAAUGUCUUGUAACUGCUUUAUGAGUGGCUACGAAGGAGAGAGGUGUGACCAUGAAGGUUCCACUCCUGUAACUCUUGGAGGUUAUCAGUAUCUUACCUAUACACUUUUCCUCGGUGACCAAGAUACGUACAGUGCCGAAGAUCUCAUCAGUAUGAAAUUCAAGAUAAACCCAAGCCACCAAUCCGCAGUCUUGUACUAUGCAGUUGGAGCUCUACCAUCCCAGACCUAUCUAGCUGUAUUCAUUCAAGAUGGCCAGCUCUCAGUCAAUAUCAAAUACAGCUCCGAGGACAUCAUGGAAUUCUUAGAGCUGGGCGUGGUCAAUGAUAAUGUUUGGCAUUCUGUGUCGGUCACCCAGCAUGGGACGACGGUUAGUGUGAUCUUUGACAAUGCUACCAUGAGCCACACCAUCACAGGAAGUAACACAGUAUUCACCUUUGACCCUCUCAGUUACAUCGGAGGCGGAGAAGGUCUAAAUGGGUAUCCAGGUCUGCCUGUAAGCACUAAGUUUGUUGGCUGCUUAAAGGAGGUCUACAUCAACCAUUUUGACGUCACUAGCGCCCUCCAUGGUCAGUCCUCAACCAGGGUGUUCUUCAUGGGCGGAGCUCCGUCUUUUGAGUGCCGUGACAUUGACAUCAUUCCAGUGACCUUCCCAACGCCAGAAUCUUACAUUCAUCUAGAGGGAUGGCAUAAUGCCGACUUGAGCUUAAGGUUUUCAUUUAGAACAGCGAAUGGCUCUGCUUUGAUGAUGACGGCUCAUACUUUUAUGAAUACUACACACCGAGGACGAUUGACGUUGGAUCUGGAGGAUGGUGUUUUGAUGCUGAAGUUAGCGACCGAUCCUCACGUCCCUCUCAGUCUAGACUACGUAACAUCCAUUGGGGCAAGGCUACAUGACGGCCUCUGGCAUGAUGUUAAUCUGACUGUCACAGCAGGCCAAGCAAUGUUAGAGCUUGAUGGAGAAUCUGCAUCAUUCACCUUCACCGAGGUUUUAUCACCACGAGGGACCGUCUUCCUAGGAGGUUGGAACGGCAAGGGUUUUGAGGGAUGCAUGCAGAACAUCUACAUGCAAGAGAAGAUGCUGGUUCCUACCGAGGUUGAUGGCACUCUCAUCAUGAGGGGUGUUACCCUCGACGGAUGCCCCCUCGCUGGUAACCCCUGUGUGGCCGGUGAGGUGGUAUGCGCCAAUGGAGGAACCUGCGUGGAGCAGGAUGGUAGACCGGUGUGCCUCUGCACAGACCCCAAAUUCACCGGUGUCCGCUGCCAAUUUUAUACAUACAAGAGUUCCUGUGCAGAGUAUUUCUAUUCCGGCGAUACUACAUCUGGAGCUAAACUCAUAGAUAUUGAUGGUGCUGGACCUUUCGAACCAUUCUACAUUGAGUGUGAUUUUAGUCGAGGAACCACAGCUUUUGAGAUCCCUCACAAUCUUCAGCCGGAGACGCUGGUCCGUCACGCUGAUCUACCUCACCUGGAGUUCGAUCUUGAGUAUAUGUUCAUGACCAAUGCCAUGCUCCAUUUACUCAUCGGAAGGUCCAAAGGCUGCUCCCAACAUUUCGACUACCACUGCUUUGAAGCACCUCUCAGGCUGGGCAGAGACACCACGCUUACAACGGUAGCAGGCAAAGAAGUCCCUCGCCAUGCCAUGCCAUUUCUUGGUAACUGUGACAAGGGUCGCAGAAAGUGGAUGCGUGAUGAGGGUAACAUCACUAGCAUGUUCUACUUGCCCAUCACCAAACUCAGCUUGAGACCUUUUUCCGAUCCUGAUGCUGACUUUACUAAGGGAACACUGACUCUGGGCCCACUUCGAUGUGAACACUCAUUGGGUUACACCGUACCAUACACAGUCUCAUUGUUGAACCAAGAACAGCAUCUGGCCAUGGAUGGUUGGCGCACUGGAAUGUUCUCCUUCAGUUUCCGAACACAUGAUCUCAACUCUGUACUCUUCCAUCAGAGGGCAACCUGGAGAACACACAACUUCCUUAUGGCUUCUAUUACUGGAACUAACACAUUGAAGUUCGAACUGCAUAUGAAUGACGACAUCCAGAUGCACACCAUUUCUACAGAAAGGAUGCUGACCGAUGGACAGUGGCACACGCUGACCCUUCAGAAAACUACACACGAGAUCCAUGUUACCAUUGAUUUUGAUCGUUACUCUUUGACCCUCCCUGUCGGUCAGGAAAUGGGUAUAUUCGGUGGUCAGAUGCAUAUUGGUGGAAGCGGAGUACUCCCGUCAGGUUUUCUUGGUAUGAGUGGAUGUAUCUCAGGUGUUCUCAUCAAUGGAAAAUAUCAAUUCAUUUAUGACUUCUACAAUGAGUUUACAAACCCAAACAUGAAGCCUGGUUGCAGCAGUGCUUGUGAUAAACAACCCUGUCAGAAUGGAGGAGAGUGCAUGGACGAAUGGGGUUCAUUCACAUGUAAAUGUACCCAUCCAUCAUUGCUUGGCCAGACUUGUGCUGUUGAUAAGAGACAGGACACACUCACCUUCAAGAUGGACUCAGCUUUUGUGAACUUUGACCCCAAGAACAAUGAAGUCCUGACUUCCAACUUCCACCUUGGUUUCCGAACCUUCCAAACGGAUGCCCUCCUCUUCUAUGCCUAUGACCAGGUUGGGAAUUUUGUCCAGCUUGACAUCGAGGCCGGAGACUCACUGGUAAUGAAGUUCAACAAGGGAAAAGAAGUGGUGCAGCUGGUGUCAAGGAUGAAUGCCUCUGCUCUUAAUGAUGGCUCAUGGAUCGAUGUUUCUGUUUUACGAGAUGAAAAAUCAGUCAAAGUUGUGCUAGAUGAACAAUUCUCUUCAACUUUUGAUGGUAAUGCCACUCUACUGACUGAGAAUGAUGGCACACCUUUCACAGGUGUACAGGCCACCGUCAGACCACUUCUUCCAUUCAGUGGGCCUUCAGAAUCCUUUGUAAAGAUCUAUGUUGGUGGAGUCCCAGAGGGUACCACGGCAGUGCCAACCCUACAGGGGUGCAUCAGGGGACUUGUCAUCAAUGGUGAAGGGUUCAAUCUGCAGGAGAAGGCACAAAAUGAGGAAGGUAUUUCUACGACAUGCACUGAUAACUGUCUUCCAAGUAAUCCCUGCAUGAAUGGAGGGACUUGUAUGGAGAAAUUUGAAACAUUUGAAUGCAAUUGUACUACUACCUCAUACACUGGAAGGACCUGCACUGAAGAUGUUGGUGCAACCUUCAAAAAUACCACCGUACUCCUCUACCCCCUUAUCUCCAGUCCUGAUGAACCAGCAGACGUCUUAGAGGUGGAUGAUCUGCACUUUGGAUUCAGUACAACUUCUCCUGACGGAACCAUCUUCUACGCCAGGAAUAACUUUGCUGAAAGUGCCCAACAGAACUACAUUAGUGUCAGCUUACAAGGAGGGCAUCUCAAAUUUGUAUUUAACUUUGGAACAGAAUUAGUUGAAAUUGAGAAAACUGGACCCUACAAUGAUGGCUACCGACAUGGAGUUGUUGUCAAGAGAUUUGGAAGGAGGAUUUUGGUUGAUGUUGACAACCAAGGUGAAGAUUACACAACUCACCUGUCACAAGCUCGUCAUUUUGAUGGCAGAGCAGCUAUUGUGGUAGGUGGAGUAGAAAACAACAUGGGUAUGUUUACCUCUGGUGGCUACGAGGGAUGCAUCACAAGCUUAUACUAUAACAAUAAAACACCCUUGGAUCUUGACAUCAAUGGUUUGGGUAUGAAGCGAGCGGAGUGUGCAGCAUUUAAAUCUGUAUCAACCACAAGCACAAUGACCACUGAGAUGCCUUCAAACCCACUGCUUAAUAAGCCAAUGACCAUGCCUCCAUGGAAUGUUGCUAGGGCUAAAGGUCAGGAGGUUGAAUCAGAUGGACCUGAAGAUACAAGCCGUGAUGUCCUUCUCAUGGGUAUUAUCAUAGCUGUAUUUGUUGUUGCCUUCCUCAUCCUGAUUGUUUGUAUCAUCGUCACGGUGAUCAGUAUAAAAAAUAGCAAUAACCAGCAAGCAGCAGCAGCGGCAGCUGAAAAAGACGGAGAACCCAAGGAGAUGGAUGGUUUAUUGGAAGAAGGGAGGGGUGGAAGUUCAGGUCGGAGCGGUAAAGGAGGUAACCCCCCUCCGGGGAAGAGACCCCUCUCAGCUGAGGUAUAUUGAUGAAUAAGUAUCAAAGAACUAGAAUGGGAUCCGCAGAUUGAGAAAAACAUACGCCAGCCAGAACUAGAGUGGGACAACACCUCAUACAGUAGCCCCGACACGCCCCUAGAAGAUACGCCCCUAGCCGGCACCCCUGAUGAGCUCUUCGAGACCCCAUUGGAGUCACCUAGCACCCCUGCUACCCCCCAAUCCCAACCCAAUAACCCUUCACCUACCUUACUCCAACUAGCUGCCAACCACAGCCCUCAUCUCUAUAAUACCAGCUUUCUCGACUACUCCACUAACAACACAGACCUUGCCAAUUUGAGCCACAUAAGGGACACCCCCGUUUGAAAUUAUACUCUCAUAUGAUAUUUUCUACAAGUCACAGUAUCAGUUAUUACUUCAAACAUUCUCAUUAUUGUUGAUAUUUCAGGACAGAACCUUACUCAUUUCUUUAUUUUGUGUAAUGUGCAAAGGGUAAAAUGAAGUAUGACCAUCACAUUUGAAGAAGGAAAAAUUAUUGAGAUAAUGUUGUUACAUCUGUCAACUGUUGAUUGGUGAUUAUCAUGCCAUAUAACAAAUAUUUUUGUUUUAUGGAUUGGUGAUCUUAUGUUCUAUAUAAUAUUUGAAAUUCAACCUCAGUUGGAACCUAUGAGAUAUAUGUAUGUUAAUGGCUUUCAUGAAAUUCGAUGGUAAAUUUUCACCUGUUAUAAAGUUUGAGAAAGUUUGGAAAAGAGGAGUAAACAAAACAUUAGCAGCUCCAUGAACCCAAUCAGAUAAAUAUAAACACAGGAGUCAAUCUAUGAUUAAAAGCAUUUAAAAUAAUUAUCAUCGGGUCAUUAUUCAUUAAUUUAAUGCAGGGAAUAAGAGGUUAACAUUACUCUUUGAAUUUUCCCAUUUUCCCAUCAGCCAAUGAACGGAGAAAUGCAGAAGUAAUUUCUGAAGCACAAGAUUAACAAUUCCAGGCUUAUUCAUGGUGUAGCAUGAAACACAUCAGUGAUAUAUGAAGAUCUGUAUAUUUCAUUCUAUUAAAUAAUAAGUAAAUAAUAGGAUGCUUGAAAUAUUCUAAUUAUGUAUCUCCUGUUAAAGCCAUAGUUCACGGUUCAUAUUCCUUAAUCUGUGUAUUUAACACCCAAGAUUCCCGACCCUUGUUGAUAAAACCUGAUAUCAUUAUCAGAUGUAGAAUUUCUAUGACAAAUUUGCCGCUGACCAAUUAAAUUGCGUCAUUUAAGCUAUACGAACAAUGGUAACAUGUUUUGUGGAACGGAGGUCUAAAACUAAUCACAAAUCAAUGAAUCUUUUACUGCCAUUGAGGAACAGGCAUUAUAUCCUCCCCCCCCCCCCAGGUUGUCGCCCUGAAAAAACUCACAAUAUUAUUGUAAUUUUGUUUGCAGGAUAAUACAUGAUUAAGUCACAGUAAGACCUGUUUUAUAAAUCUUGAACUUGAUUUUUUUUAAGUGUUUGUGACGCAUCUGCUUAUUAUGACAUCCUGUAACCUAUUGAUGUUGAUACCGCUGGUGUAACUUUCAUACACUCACAAAUUAUUUGUUUGAAAAGGAUUUAAGAAACUGCAUUUUGUCUGUUAAAACCCAGUGGGCCUAUUUACUGUGAUAAGCUUAUAUCUGACUGGCUUCAAAUACACACUAUAAUAUAUACCAAGAUGCCUUACGAAUCACUUAUUGAACAGUUGGUAUUCAUAAUUUGCCAAAUUGAAUAUCAGAUGUCUUGUAUGAAUGUUUUUAUUGUAGUUGUACCUAGACUAAAUUGGAAAUGUUUCAGAAGAAUAUGUGAUUUAUUAAUUUUUUCUGUGUGUUUGUAAAUGAUAUAUAUCUAUGUCACUGUAUAGCAACUGUAUUCUGAUUGACUGAUGCAAAGUAGAGGUUUUUACAGAGAACUUGCAUUUUAUAGGUAUUUUGAUUAAAAUGUUGGAGAAAAAUUGAAAAUAACGCGAGAAAAUCUCUUUUUGAAUAGAAUUAAGUGAAGAUAAUUUCUGAUGAAAAAGGAAAUAUUGGGUCAUGUUAUUUGAUAUUAUCUUUAUAUUUACUUUUAGAUAAAAAUUAUGGGCCUCUAUACAAAUGGAGGAGAAAUUUUUCAUGGGCGGAAAAACAAAUUUAAUCAUCAAAUCUUUAAAAAAAUGUUAUUUUGCUUAUCAUGAAUUGCUCAGCUCCACAAUACUGCCACACAACUCAGGACAUACAAAUAUUGUAUUUUCUGAAGCUUUUAUGAUAUCAGGAUUUUUAUUGUCACAUAAUAGCUUUUAAACAUUUAAUAUCAUUUCUUUUAAUUGUGAUAACAUAGUCAGUAUUUUUUUGUCUGAACAUUACAUUAAUCAAUAUGUAUUUGUCAUUUUUACUAAGAAUUUGAAGAAAUUAUGUGACAGUAAUUUAUAUGGAUUGUUAACAUAUGGAGCAUUUUGCAAAGUUUAAUUUUUCUAUUCAUAUCAAGUGAAUAGCUAAAUUAUUCUUAUAGCACUUGGUAAAAUGUAAAAUAUAUGUUUCAUGAUUGUGAAUCGAUUUUGCUAAUUAUUAGUUAUGUAGUAAACCUGUGAUUAGUUAUUUGAAUGUUUGGGAACACUACAAUAUAUGCAAUUAAUUUGAUAUAUAUAAAAUGUUUUUAUCACAUUAGAUUAACAUAUUAUGGCAAUUAGAUCUGAUUUAGAGUCAUAUAUUUUUUACUCUGCAUAUUGUGUGAUUUUUUCAUUAUUUUGAUACUUGUGCUAUACGUCUUUACUUUUUAUUACAGAAUGUUAAUUUGUAUUGACAGUAAUAUUGCACUAUUUUAAGUUUAACAUUGUUUUCUGUUUUGUAUAUAUUUGCAUUUUGUAGAUGUUUUUAUGAAUAUUGUGAUGACAGUCCUUAUCUUGCCAUAUAUGUCGAUAUGGGGAGAAGUAUGGAACUCAUUCAAUUAGUGAUUCUACAUUUAUAGUCUGUUAUAAUGAUUAAGUUAGAAUUCCUGUAUAAUUAUAUUUACAAUAAAAUGAAAAACAAUAUGCAGUGUGAAAACAUACACAAGCUGUUCAGCUUUAAUUUUGUUUCAAUAAUGAACUUGGGGUUUUCUUCUGUUUAAAGUAAACAUUUGAUCACAUUUUAACUCCUUGCCACUGUUUCUUGUAAUGAAUCCUGUUCACAUUAACAUUAUCUAAAUUGUAAAAUGAAAGCUUCCAAAUUAUCAACAGUAUUGUAACAGUAUUCAUAUUAUUCUACCCCCCACCCCAAUGAACAAAAGCAUAUUUUCCUAUGUCUUGGGCAGUAUUACACAAAUAUCUAGUCCGAAUGCUUCCAUAUUUUGCAAUCACUAUAUUCAAUAUUUCUGAUUAAUUUCUCAUACUGCGACUUCAUGUACCAAUGAUGAAAAUUGUUUUCAAAUGCUGUAGUAACGCUUUAAACUGGUGCUUUAUCAAUCAGUUGCUAUAAUAUCAAAUAUUUGUGUGUAGGUAAGUAAACAUAUGUUCUGAAUCAGAUGGAAGAUUAUAAGGUUUGUACAAUACCUUCUUAAUAUAGUAAUUUGAGAAUCAUGGUCAUUUAUAAUGAUGUAUUUCUUGAAGUGAUUAAGAAUAAAAGGUGCAACAAAUAGAGUAGUGCAAUGACUUAUUCAUUAUAUUAGUUAUAUUUAUUGAUUUGUGUCAGUUAGAAAAUAACAUUCCUUUAUUUGAACUUUUCAUGUUAUAGGAUAUGUAUAGUAGAAAUGUGAGACUUGUGUUGAUUUUGUGAUCGUUUUUUUCUGUUGGUUGACAGUCGAUUUUCUUUUCUGAAAUAUUUUAGGCAAUCUACAUAUUUUUCCUUUUUUGUUUCAAUACACUACUUUGACUGGAUAUUUUUGUUCAAGGAACAGUAUCGGAGUUAUUUUGUUUUCUGUUCAAUGAAAAUUACUUUUAGAAUGAUUAAGAGGUUGUUCAAAUCACAAUGGCGGUUGUCCAUUUUAUUGAUAUGAAUUGUUGAAUUCACUUUUUUUUAUUCAGCCAAUUUUUAAUGAUUGGUUUUUAUUGAUCUUAUGUUUUUCCAGUUUAUUCAUUCAGUUAUUUUAUUGGUGAUCUACAUGUACGUUUAUUCAUUUAUUUAUUCAUAUUGGUUAUUUAAUUUCUUAUUAAUACAUCUGUUUAUUACAUGUGCAGUAUUUAUUCAUUAUUAUUAUCAAAUUUUUUUUUGGCCAACAUAUACACUUUUUGCAGAUGAAAGAGAUUGGUGUUAAAUGACCAGAAUAGCAAUUUAAUAAAGCUCAAUCUGCCAGCAAGGAUGUUGCUUAAUAAAAUGCCUGACUAUUCGUACAGAAUGAUAAAAUCAUACAAAACAAUGAAUUUUUUAUUAAGCAAUUGAUAGAAAAAAAAACAAUCACAAUCUUUUUCAGAGAAAAAAAACCUAACCGGUCUUCAAUCAAGAGGGCGCAUUAUGUUGGUAGAUGAUAUCUGCAUGCUGUAUAAGAUGGUUUCUUUUACAAAGACGUGUGUUAAUGUGUGUUUCCACUGUAAUUGUUUGAGUAAAUUGUCUUUCACCUGAAUUUUACAGUUUACUACUAUACUGUUGAAACAACGAAAUAAAUAUGUAGAAUUUCCCAGCAAUGGGAAAUACUGAAAUCUGAAA